UGUCCGGUCUGGCACAAGUGACAAACAAUUAAGAUAAUUUGAUAGAUUCAUUUUUUAAUUAUGAUGCUGCAGUGCUAAAACGUAGUGAUUAUAUGCUCUUUGCUGCAGUGUUAAAAGUUUUAACAUUAAAUAUCUGAGGUGUGUUUGGUCUCGAAAUUAAGUUUCAAAAUGAACGAGCCAUUCAGCUCUAACGCACCGGAACCGAAGAUGGUAGGAGUUUGGACCGAGGGAGCCCGUAUUGAGCCGAAAGAAUUCAUAAUUCCGAAGAAUUCACCAGAGUCCAGUGAUGACAUACCAACUAUACCAGACCUGGAUGACUUGCAGGAUAUUUUGGAAAAGGAGAUAACCAAACCACCUCUCUCGGAUGGCAAAGACAGCGAAACCGUGAACACCUUGGCUGCCGUAGGCGACGGAUACUCGGGCUCCGCGGAUGGCGUGGAGGCCGCGCUGGCGGCGCUGCGCGCGCGUGUACCCGUGGUCCAGUCAGCUCCUGAUGCUGUCUGGACCAUUGACUCACUACUAGCACAAUUGGCCGAGGAGGGGACUGACCAGGAAUAAGAAGUCAAUUGCAAUACUGUUUAUUCAUUCUUUGUCACCAUGGCAUGUCCUCAAGGAAAGGUAAAUCUACACACCUCAGAUUUUUAAAGUCUUGCAGAGUGCACAUAUAGCUAGAAUUGACAUGUCAUCUUUAUGUGACUUAUAAAGCAUCACCUUAUCCUUUGACAUAAUAAUUAUUUUUAACGAAAUUGGUAUCUAUUAUGUCAUCACUUAAGUUAGUCUGCAACUAGGUUAGUAAAGAUAGUUUAUUUUCCAAGUAGACAUUAGGUACAAUGCGCUGUUAUUUAAAAUAAUUAUGUGCGGAAAUUGGAAACUCAUAUAACAUAUAGUAGGUUUCAGCUUUUGAGUUCUGAGACAACAGUAUUUUUAAGAAAUAAAGAAAGCAAUGGUAUUUAGUAUGUUUUAUUUUAUUUGUUAUAAUUAAUAAUUUUCUGUCCAAUUUGUAUAAUUAAACUAGACUAAGGGAAUGAAUGUAUAAUAAAUUAAUGUUAAACCUA
Molecule: messenger RNA, 1055 nt
Organism: Cydia pomonella (codling moth)
Lineage: Eukaryota; Metazoa; Arthropoda; Insecta; Lepidoptera; Tortricidae
Exons: 4
Coding region: 169-558 (129 amino acids)
Source: RefSeq, a predicted model, not a curated record